Molecule: messenger RNA, 1245 nt
Organism: Talaromyces stipitatus ATCC 10500
Lineage: Eukaryota; Fungi; Ascomycota; Eurotiomycetes; Eurotiales; Trichocomaceae
Exons: 4
Coding region: 1-1245 (414 amino acids)
Source: RefSeq, a predicted model, not a curated record
AUGGCUUUCGAAUCUACAGACUCAAAGGAUGCGGAUCUCUCUCUUGAAGCUGCAAACCACCAUUCGUCAGCCUUAUUACUAUACCAGGCAGCACUGAACAAGCCUAAUUCUAGAGCCCAAAUACUACUGCUUGUGUGUUUGUCAUUCAUACAUCGCCAAAUGCCGGUGUUCUCCAAAACCUACCUUACUCAGCUGUCCAAGUAUGAUUACACCGACGGCUGGAGUAUUUUGGGGCUGACAGGGUGUCCACCAUCUGUUGUCCAAGUAAUGUAUGAUCUUUCCCUGCUGGCAUUCGAAUAUGAAAGAUCCACGCGUCCGAGUCACAAACCAUUCGAUCUAUCAACUAUCCACAAACUUGUGCAAAGGAUAACGAGUAUGGAAAACGAUUAUCGCCACAUAUACAGCCAUAAUGAUAUGGGAAAUGCAGAUGAUGUGUCAGUCUCUACAAGUACAUAUCAUCUCUUCGAAGCCUGGAGAAAAUGCGUCUUACUUUAUGCAAAUCGUGUGUUUCUUGAACACGAACGAUCGCCGAAGAUCAUGUAUUUUUCCAGAUUAAUACUUGACCAUAUCAGCUGCAUCCGAGAAGAAUCAGAUCUACAAAAGCAGGUUCUUCUCCCCCUCUUCCUUGCCGGGGCUGAAACGCAGUCUGAAGAUGAUCGACAUUUUUGCAGAGUAUUCUGUGCUAAAAUGCUAUCUAAAACGACAUAUUCUCUUUUCACGGACACCCGGUUGAUUCUAGAGCAAAUAUGGGCUCAUACUGAGGAUAAUACCUGGUGGGGAUCAUUCAUAUCUGGGAGAAGCCAUGAGAUACGCGGAACGCUUUCACCAGGGGAAUUGUUUACCAAGGGAAUUUUGGUAAUCUCUGGUGAGGCUGCGGUCGACCACCGAACAAACUCUUUGGAGUUGGUGCCACAAGUUGUGGGAGGGCCGAUGGAAAAGGUUGUCAUGCCAAAGCCGAUCCUAGUGUGGAAUUUGUAUUUCGUAGCAUCUGACCAGAGGACAUCAUCGGUGCCUAUUACGCCAUUCAUGGUGCGUCUACGGGUGAUGAGAUCGAUCGACUGGGGUACAUCCGGAAGGCUCAGUCACUUUAGCUUCUUCCGCCUCGUAGGCUGGCAUUCCGAAGACUGCGACGUUUGUCCCAAAACCAGAAUUGAUAUGGUGUAUUUCCAGACGGCAGAGGGAGGCGCCGCGAUCUCACUUGAAUCGAUGGAAUUGUAUCAUUGGGCUUGCGAACUGGAACUAUGA